CUACUACCUCUUCGAUAAUCGACCAAGGCUCAGGCUGCACCUUUGGUUUUCUAUUCAUUCCCACCAUGGAGGGCAUUCUCGACUUCGAUAAAGAGUUCGAUGUAGCCCUAAUGGACCAGGUCGUGAUGGCCUUCUACACUGGCUCCGGGGCAGAGCAACAAAUGGCUCAACAAAUCUUAACUCGGUUCCAAGAACAUCCAGACGCUUGGGUGCGAGUUCCGAGCAUACUAGAGUCAUCAUCGCAUCCUCAAACGAAAUAUAUCGGUCUUCAAAUCCUUGAGAAACUGAUCACUACGAGGUGGAAGACAUUGCCCGAGGAGCAACGACAAGGCAUCAGGAACUUCAUCGUUCAAGUCAACGUUGGCGUGGCGUCUGAUGAAACGCUGUCUAGGAAAGAGAAGACGUAUGUCAAUAAGCUCAACCUUGCGUUGGUCCAGAUUCUCAAACAAGAAUGGCCGCAUAACUGGCCAACGUUCAUUUCAGAACUCGUGGAAUCAUCAAAGACGAGCCUUUCGCUUUGUGAAAACAAUAUGGUCAUCCUGAAGCUACUGUCAGAGGAGAUCUUCGACUUUUCAGCGGAGCAGAUGACGCAGACGAAGAUAAAGAAUCUGAAGAACCAGAUGUGUGGCGAAUUCUCUGAGAUCUUCAAGCUUUGCUCCGAAGUAUUGGAGGAAGCCAACAAGACUUCCCUCGUAAAAGCAACUCUGGAAACCCUGCUCAGAUUCCUCAAUUGGAUACCACUCGGAUAUAUCUUCGAGACAAAAGUCAUUGAUCUCCUUUUGACCCGCUUUUUGGAGACGCCGGAGUUUCGUAAUAUCACCCUCAAAUGUCUAGCGGAAAUAGCUGCGCUUAACGUCGGACCGGAAUAUGACCCUAAAUUUGUCAUUCUCUUUGCUAUGGUCAUGACGUCCGUGAAUCGGAUGAUACCCCCAAGCACAAACAUCGCCCAAGCAUACGCUAACUCCGGAGAUUCAAGUCAGGAACUCGUCUUAAAUCUUUCCCUUUUUCUCGCCAACUUCCUUUCUAAUCACGUACGCGCCAUCGAAGGAGAGCAGAAUCGUGACGUUCUUCUUAAUGCCCAUCUGUACAUGGUCAAGGUUUCUCAAGUCGAUGAGCGAGAGAUAUUCAAAAUCUGUCUCGAGUACUGGCUGAAGCUCGUCGCAGAGCUUUAUGACGAGCUGCAAAAUCUUCCUAUCGGGGACUCUGGGUUGUUAAUGGGGUUAAAUCUAGGUGGGACGAAUGGUCAGGGCAUGCUGGGAGGAAUGCCUAUGAGAAAGAACAUAUACAGUGAUGUUCUUUCCAAUCUACGGCUAGUGGUCAUUGAACGCAUGGUCAAGCCCGAAGAAGUUCUCAUCGUCGAAAACGAAGAGGGUGAAAUCGUCCGCGAAUUCAUGAAAGAGAGUGACACCAUCGUCUUGUACAAAUCUAUGCGGGAACUCCUUGUUUACCUUACACAUCUCGAUGUGUUGGACACGGAGACCAUUUUGACGGAAAAGCUUGCAAAACAAGUAGAUGGCUCCGAAUGGUCUUGGCAAAAUCUCAAUACGCUAUGUUGGGCUAUUGGCUCUAUCUCUGGAGCGAUGAACGAGGAAACGGAGAAGCGCUUUUUGGUCACCGUUAUCAAGGACCUUCUUGGCCUCUGUGAAAUCAAGCGAGGGAAGGACAACAAGGCGGUUGUCGCGUCUGACAUUAUGUACAUUGUCGGACAGUAUCCUAGAUUUUUGAAGGCACAUUGGAAGUUCUUGAAGACCGUAGUCAACAAGCUUUUCGAGUUCAUGCAUGAAAGUCACGAAGGUGUCCAAGACAUGGCUUGUGAUACUUUCAUAAAAAUUGCACAGAAAUGUCGACGCCAUUUCGUCAUGCAACAGUCUGGAGAGUCGGAACCUUUCGUGGACGAGAUUUUACGCCUUUUGCAUCGGAAUACAGUUGAUCUUUCGCCUCAGCAAGUUCACACAUUCUACGAGGCUGUUGGAUACAUGAUUUCUGCUCAGCCUAACAAGCCACAGCAAGAGAAAUUGAUCGCGAAACUCAUGGAGCUCCCUAACAAUGCUUGGGAUUCACUUAUGGCUCAAGCAUCGCAAAGCAUGGAUGUACUGGCGAGCACCGACAACAUCAAAAUUCUGGCCAACGUUUUGAAAACGAACGUUUCGGCGUGUACGUCUAUUGGGAGCUUUUACCUGCCCCAAGUUGGCCGUAUUUUCCUCGAUAUGCUUGGCCUGUAUAAAGCUGUGAGCGGUAUCAUCAGCGAAACCAUUGCGAAAGAAGGGUCCCUUGCCACCAAAACACCCAAAAUACGGCAACUGAGAACCGUGAAGAAGGAAAUUUUGAAGCUUAUGGAGACGUACAUCAGGAAGGCGGAAGAUCUUGAGUCCGUUAACAGCAGCUUCAUUCCUCCUCUAUUGGAUGCCAUUCUUGGUGACUACAAUCGCAAUGUUCCUGCAGCACGAGAUGCUGAAGUCUUGAAUGUCAUGAACACGAUCACUGCUCGUCUCGGGCCAUUGUUAACACCCCAAGUACCUGCCAUAUUGGACGCGGUGUUUGAACCAACUUUGAAUAUGAUCAAUCAAGACUUUUCAGAAUAUCCAGAACAUCGCUCGGGCUUCUUUAAAGUUUUGCGGACGAUUAAUCUGAACUGUUUCCCUGCACUUCUGAGUAUACCACCGCCUCAGUUUAAAUUAUUCAUCGAUAGCAUUAACUGGGCUAUCAAGCACACUAUGCGUGACAUAUCCGAUCUUGGUUUAAAUCUCUGCCUUGAAGUCGUAAAUAACUUUGCGAGUGCCGCAGAUCCUGCGGUCAGCCAAGCCUUCUUCCAGCAAUACUUCCUGAGCAUCGUCCAAGACAUCUUGUUUGUCUUGACGGACACUGAUCAUAAAAGUGGAUUCAAGCUCCAGACUGUCCUACUUGCACGACUGUUCCAGCUCGUGGAGCUCAACAUCAUCCAAGCACCGCUGUUUGAUCCGUCGCAGUUGACUAAUCCGAAUGCGACAAAUGCAUUGGGUCUUCGCGAGUAUUGUAUUAAUUUGCUGCGGUCAGCUUUCCCUCAUGUUCCACAAAUCCAAGUGCAGACUUUCGUGGCGAACCUCAGCGAAUAUCACAGUGAUAUCAACCGGUUCAAGGGAGCGCUACGAGACUUCCUCAUACAGCUGAAGGAGUUCUCCAACAGCGACAAUGCGGAGCUCUUCCUCGAAGAGCGGGAGGCAGAGACGCAGAGGAGAGCUGAAGAAGAACGACAAAUGCACAUGCGUAUUCCUGGAAUGAUUAAACCUUCACAACUAGAGGAUAAAGAUGAAGAUAUUUAACCAUGGGCAGUACUAGUACUGGAUUCACGUCUACUCAACUACUUACUUUACUCCGUUUUCAUAAAUUCGUUUUUAUAAUUCUCUUGUCUACUGUGCCUGCUGGCUCUGGUUGCUUUCGAUUGUAACGCAUGUAACACUAGCUUAGUUGUAGAAUGAUACUCAAUUAUCUGUACACUACGAUUUGGAU
Guyanagaster necrorhizus is the source of this 3486-nucleotide messenger RNA. RefSeq lists its product as uncharacterized. Gene Ontology annotation, cellular component: nucleus; cytoplasm. The record is from RefSeq and is a predicted model, not a curated record. Gene Ontology annotation, molecular function: small GTPase binding; nuclear export signal receptor activity. The coding region runs from base 66 to 3299 and encodes 1077 amino acids. NCBI's taxonomy places the organism in Eukaryota, Fungi, Basidiomycota, Agaricomycetes, Agaricales, Physalacriaceae. The transcript has 16 exons. Gene Ontology annotation, biological process: ribosomal small subunit export from nucleus; protein export from nucleus; ribosomal large subunit export from nucleus.